Messenger RNA from Saprolegnia parasitica CBS 223.65, 2596 nucleotides. RefSeq lists its product as hypothetical. The coding region runs from base 16 to 2595 and encodes 859 amino acids. The transcript has 20 exons. The record is from RefSeq and is a predicted model, not a curated record. NCBI's taxonomy places the organism in Eukaryota, Oomycota, Saprolegniomycetes, Saprolegniales, Saprolegniaceae. Gene Ontology annotation, molecular function: protein binding.
CGAAAAAGACGGUCAAUGAUGCGGAUGUUGCUAUGGACGGCGGCCUCGCUCGGGCUCACCGACGCAACGAGCUCAGUCGUGUUUCACGUGCUGGCGCCGGUGGCCGGCGGGCCGUCGACCGCCUUCAACCACCAAGCGCAACUGGUCGCUGCGGCGAGCCUCAACCAAACCAACGUGUGGACACUCACAACAGACAUCAAUGCGUCCUCGUUGCCGCUCUCGCUGCUGAGCAACCUGGAGCCAGCCACUCCGGGCUCGACGCUCGUCGUCAAUGCAUCCGUCGAGGUCGACCCGUUCUUGAUUCAAGUGGUUUUUAUCAACGACACGCUCCUCGCACCGCCAGUUGUGUGCACCACGUCGUGCGACGCGACCAACCAAGCGCAAGCCGCCCACGCGAAUUGGCUGGAAACGACCCUCGGUGCCAGUCGCAGCCAGUGGCUCUUUGUCGUGGGGCAGCGACCGCUCUGCCAACUCACGACCGCACUAAGUUCGGUGCUGCAGGAGCACCGCGUCGACGCCUACUUUGGUCUUUACAGCGCCAAGUCGCAAGUGAGCCAAGUCGCCACCAAUGCGACGGUCGUCACCGCGUUCGCGUAUGCACACGCGGCCGCUGCGCCGACCUCGUGUCCGAGUGUCUUUGAGACGUCGCCGGUCCUGAGCACGAUUUCGGCGCACGUCGUCUCCAAGUACGCCAUGCAGGUUUCCGUCCAUACCGACAGCACACUGGGCACCUACGCUUUGAGCCAAACCCGCCUUCUCAAGAGCUUUGAAGCCAGCGACGCGACGACCGCAACGUAUGUUCCGUGGGUCAUUGUUGGCAGCUUCGUGUUGCUCUGUGCGCUCAGCAUUCUCUACGGGCUCAAGUACAAGGGACUCAAGCUCCAGAAGCACCGCCGGUUCCCACGCCAGAGCUUGUCGACUGACAUGGACGCGAUUGCGACGCUGCCCCGGACAUCGUCGGCGGUCGACUUGGAGAUCGAGUCGAUGACCGAGGUGCGGGACCGACCGCUCGCGUGGCAUGUCGAGAGCAGCGCGCGCGUCUUCGAGGCGAGCUGCAAGUACAAGCAGCUUCGCGCCCUCCCGCCGCCGAUACUGUCGUCGGCCACUCCAAACGACGAUAUCGUGCUCCUGGACGCGUCGAUGAACCGGCUGCGGCAACUGCCUUCCCUUGCCAUGUGGCCCAACCUCCGAGAGCUCCGCGUGCAGCUCAACCAGCCCAAGCUCACACACGUCGCUGGUCUCGAAGCGUGUCGCCACCUGCGGGUGCUCAACGCCGCGACCAACUUGAUCACGCACGUGCACGGACUACCAGCUGCCAACGCCCUCGUGAGCCUGGACCUCUCGUGCAACGAUAUUGGAUCUCUGGAUGGUCUCGCCGUCUGUGUGCACUUGCAAACGCUGCUUCUGGAUGAGAACAAGCUCACGACUCUACGCGGCAUCGAGAGCCUUCGAUCACUGGAGCGGCUCUCGGUGCGUCGCAACCAGCUGCGCGACGACUGCAUGGGGUCGAUAGCGCCUCUUCAGCAGCUGCGGUCGGUCGCUCUGAGUUAUAAUCAUCUCGCGAAUCUCGACGAGCUCGUCAAGACCGUGCUCUCGCUCCCUUUGCUCGAAGAGUUGGAGGCGCUGAGCAACCCCGUGACGACCGGCGACGCAUACAAGUACCGUCUAUGCCAACACACGCGUCUCGAGCAUCUGGACAUGAAGAAGAUCCUGCCGACGAUGCGGCAAACGCUGGCCAAAGCGGCGGAUGCCAAUGACGUCGCGUCCUUCGUUGCCGAGACGACACAGCUCUACAUGGACCACAUGCAGCAGCAGAAGCGCGUCCUGGACGACGGCCUGCGCUUGUACAAGGCGCGGGAAGCCAUGCUCACGGCCGCGCACGACGAGUGCAUCGCUGGCCUCCACGCCGACCUCGCCGAGUGCGUGCAGUUCGCCCGCGGCCUCUCGCGCCACGACAAGUGCGUGCUUCGAUCGGCGCGGGUUCUAAGCCACUGUAGGGCAUCGUAUCUUGUCUCGAAAGCUGGCCUCGAGGAGUGGAAGCACAUGCUGGUGACCACAAUGGCCGCGCAACAAGAAGAGGAAAAGAAAGCUGCAGAAGUGGCCGCGAGGAAUCGCCACGCGACGCUACUGCAGCGGGUCCGGGACACAAGUCCCGAGCAGCAGUUGCGGGAGCUCGCGGCCCACCGCCCGCACGUGUGGCGGGACAUCAAGGUACUCGCAUUGCAGCAGCGUAUGGUCGACGAAGAGGCCGAUCGGAUGGCCUCCGAGGCCCGGCACAUCGAGCUGGCGGCGCAAGCGCGGAAUAAAGCCAUGGAGCGAGACGCCCGCGUCGAGCUCGUCUUGGGCCUUGCCAAGGACUCGAAGCUCCACGAGGCGCCAGAGUACACGGCCACAUUCCGUCGGCUACGCGUCCGAGGCGACGCGCUUGCCAAGCGACGGGCUGCCGCGAGAUGCAUUCAACGGGCCUACCGCCGCCACAAGCGCAAGGACUUGACCGAUCUCCAGGCACCGAGCGCCGUCGCCGUCGUUGUCGACGCGGUCGCACCGCCCAGCAAGUCUCGGUUCGCGCUGCCAUGGCGCAAGAGACGCGUCUAAC